UGAAUGAUCCUGCAGCAAAAGCCUGCGAGGGCCCGUCGACCGCCGCCGCCAUUCCACGCUCGCCGCCGGCGGCUGGGGCUCCGCCCUAGCGAGCGUGGCAUCGGCAACGCAACUCCCCCUCGAGCCGCCCCGCCGCCAUCGCCGGCUGGCUCUGCCGGGUGCGCGCGCUUCCGGUCCACGCGCCGGUUGGGGAUUGCCCCGUCGUGCUCUAGCUUAACCGCGAUCCUGGCGCAGGGAAGGGUUGUGGGGCUAGGAGGUUGCAAGGUCGUCUUCUUCCCCCUCUUGGCGGCGGCGGCCGGUGAUUCGAGGGGAAGGCAGAAUGCUGGGGUUCUCCACCGGCCAGUUGGUGGUCAUCCUCGGGGCUUGCUCCCUCAUGAUGAAGCGCAGCGACAUGAUCAAGAUCGCAAGGGUGGCGGGGAGGAUGACCGGGAGGGCGGUCGGGCGCCUCAUGUUGUUCCGCAGGCAGAUGGAUGAGAUCCUGGAGCAGACUGCAGCAAAGCAGGUUAACAAGGAGCUUAAAGAUGCUAUGACACAGCUAGAUUCAAUUCGUUAUGAAGUCCAGAACUUAUCUAGGUUUACUCCUGGACAGUUCAUGAGGCAGCAUAACCCUGUAGGCGUGGAUCAUGAAGCAGAAAAAAAUGAUGCCGUUGAUGGCUCUGCGCUUAAUCUAGAAGAACUUCGUCAUCAAAUCCGCAGUAUGGUUCAUGAUGAAAUUGAAAGCUUUUAUAAAACAAAUCCAGAUAAGUUUUCCGGGAGGUUGGAUAAUGCUGACACCGUUAAUAGAUCUGGCCCAGUUGAAGGUAAAGAAGCUGAUGUAGCUGUUAUCCCCACAAUGUUGGCAUCAAAGGACAUGAAAUUGGCAAACACAGGCUCUACAGAUCUACACAGCAAAGCAACAAUGUAUUCAAGAUUAACUGAAUCCCCAGAAAUGAGUGGCAGUUCUGGACAUCAAUUCAAAGAGAGUGAUGGGUUAUUAAAUAUACUACCAAUAUCAGCUGAAAGUGCUGGAUUACUUCCAAGCCGCUCAGGGAGGUAGAGUGGCAGACAGCAUUGCCAUUUGCCCACUGUGGGUCUUAAUUGUGAACAAUUCUUUUUCUUCCUAAUGCAAAUGCGCUAUGAGCCACCUAAGGGCUUGUUCUGUUGAUCCCCAUGAGGAAGGGAUUGGAGAUAGAGGAGGAUUGAUUCCACACCUAUUCCCCUCCAAAUCCCCUUCAAUACCCUUGGGGGGAUUAACUGAACAAGGCUUGAGGGAGGGAUUAGCUGAACAAGGCCUAAAUGAGCUGCUAGAAUUUAACUUGUGUGAAAUGUUCAAACGGACAAAGAAACACCACACAUAUACAUAGCAUUCCGAGUUAUGACCACAAACUGUGUUGUUCAUCCCCCAGAAUUAGAACUCAUUUCUUAUAUAUAAUUCAAGCAGUUGGCAUUAUUGUAUUAGUAAUGAGAGAGAUACCUAUGACAACAUGAAGUUCCAUGUUUACAUAUGGGGAAGCUUUUGUCCUUUUUUGCUAAAGAUGUGAUGUUCUCUGUUCACAAGAAAUGCAUGAUUAAAUUCUAUUUUCAUGGA
Molecule: messenger RNA, 1567 nt
Organism: Oryza sativa Japonica Group (Japanese rice)
Lineage: Eukaryota; Viridiplantae; Streptophyta; Magnoliopsida; Poales; Poaceae
Source: RefSeq, a predicted model, not a curated record